AAUAUUUUUUGGUUGUGGUAUUCUCUGUGAGCAUCCUUCUGCCUACAAGCUCUGGAAUAUAAGGGGAGGUAUCAUGACUUUUGAGAUGGGGAAAGACGUCAGACAUGAGGGGAAGUUUUUUGCGAUGGUCGUUUGUUGGCUUUUAGGAAAUGGGUGCCUUUUCGCAUGGAAUAGCAUGUUGACAAUUGAGGAUUACUAUGCAAACAUUUUCCUGAAUUACCACCCUACUAGGGUACUUACACUUGUUUAUCAACCUUUUGCGUUUGUAACACUUGCGAUAUUAACGCACUAUGAAGCAAGACUCAAUACAAGAACUCGAAACCUAGUAGGGUUUUCGCUUUUCUUCCUAGCUUCAGCUUUGAUUAUUGUUUUGGAUGCGGCAACAUCUGGUAAAGGAGGAAUUGGACCUUUUAUUGGAGUAUGCACAAUAAGUGGAGCAUUUGGAGUUGCAGAUGCUCUUGCUCAAGGUGGAAUGGUUGGUGAUCUGUCUUUGAUGUGCCCAGAAUUUAUUCAGUCUUUCCUUGCUGGUUUAGCUGCAUCAGGUGCUAUGACCUCGGCAUUGAGGUUCAUUACAAAAGCAGCUUUUGAGAAUUCUCAAGAUGGUCUGCGCAAGGGAGCCAGUAUGUCAAUAAAAUAUUAUAUUCGUGUCUACUGAAUCUAUCUCUCUUUUU
This is a messenger RNA of Asparagus officinalis (garden asparagus), 671 nucleotides long. RefSeq names its product equilibrative nucleotide transporter 2-like. Gene Ontology annotation, biological process: nucleoside transmembrane transport. Gene Ontology annotation, molecular function: nucleoside transmembrane transporter activity. Gene Ontology annotation, cellular component: plasma membrane. The record is from RefSeq and is a predicted model, not a curated record. Lineage: Eukaryota; Viridiplantae; Streptophyta; Magnoliopsida; Asparagales; Asparagaceae. Bases 74 to 655 code for a protein of 193 amino acids. The transcript has 6 exons.